Alternaria rosae is the source of this 1030-nucleotide messenger RNA. Its product is annotated as Mss4-like protein. Gene Ontology annotation, molecular function: carbon-sulfur lyase activity. The coding region runs from base 287 to 817 and encodes 176 amino acids. The transcript is spliced from 2 exons. NCBI's taxonomy places the organism in Eukaryota, Fungi, Ascomycota, Dothideomycetes, Pleosporales, Pleosporaceae. The record is from RefSeq and is a predicted model, not a curated record.
CUCGCCGAAAAGGAUCUAGACCUAGAACAUGACAUCACUAGAUCCCAAACCUGAAAAGCCUCCGCAGCAUUUACCCUCUAGAUAACACGAGGCUCACUUUUGAAGCUUCAUCACUCUGAAGAAACGAACUUAUAUCUCUACGCAGAUAAGAACUAGUCUUUGACUCUAUUUACUCUGUGCGAAUCAAGUCCAGGUGUCUUCGAUCGGUACCAGCGACCACUCUCCUAUCUUUCUUGUUGUUGUAUCACGAUCCCGCAACAAAAAGAAUCAUCACCAACACUAAGCCAUGGGUUCCUUCAACGACCAUGGCUUCUCUGUAAUCCAUCUCUCCAAAGACGGAUGGUCCACUGAGGAUGAAGCUACUGCCACGUGCUUUUGUGGAGCUGUGCAGGUGGUUCUGCCACUCCAGAAACCUGGUUUGAUAAACCGUCAUGUUUGUCAUUGCCUCGACUGCCGCAAGAUUGGUUCUGCCUUUUACCAAUCUAACAUCACCGUGGCGGACUCACAUCUCAAGCACGUUCGUGGUGAGAAAAAUCUCGCGACCUUCAACGAGGCUACUACAGUACGGGCAAACGCAACAAUGACGAACCAUUUUUGCAAGACAUGCGGGACUUUAAUGUACCGUCGCGGCGCUCGAUUUCCCGACAUGACGAUCUUGCGCACUGGCACUGUCGAUGAUCCCACUUUAGCAGAGACCAAGUUACGGCCGCAGGUAGAACAGUUUAUCGAAAGGAGAGUCACCUGGUCGGUGCCUAUUGAAGAUACGGCGCAGACAGUAGGAAUGCAUCAGCCCUCGGACAUUGCGGGGAUUCCGUGAGAAUCUCAAUACCUUUGUGCAACUGUCUGGAAUCCUGACGUGCGAAGCGAGCUUGCGGGCUUGCGAGCGAUAUAGUAUACACACAAAUCUCGUUGUUAAAAUUAUCACUGUUCAGUAAUGGUAUCAAACUAAAGUAACCCUAACAGGUAGUCCGCUUCUUAAAAGCGGUUCAGUGAGCGAUAGUGCUAGAUAAUGUGUAUCUUGGGAACUCAU